UUUUGCAAGAAUGGCAUCUAAAAGCUAUCAACCACUGGAAAGAGAUGGGCACUCCUCAGUAAAGGUAGGAGACUGCCUAUAUAUGUGGGGUGGGCUCCUUUCUGGAGUACAUGAUAGUAAAAAGGAGGAAGCAAUGAUGGAUGUGUAUCAUUUACCAACUGGAACUUGGGACCAGAAACCUACUACUGGUAACCCUCCACCAGGUUACUGUGGCUAUUCAUCUGUUGCAAUUGGAAGGGAAAUUUAUUACUUUGGUGGUGUUGGUAUUGGCUAUCAUAACAGUUUACAUUGUUUCAAUGUGGAUACAUUCAACUGGAAAGAGCUUUCUCCUUCUAAUUCUGAUCGUGUUCCAAUGAUGAAGGCCUAUUGUGGUAUGGUAUCAGCUCAUUUCGAUGAUGAGGACUAUCUUUUAAUAAUUGGAGGAAGUGGAUCACCUUCUGUCAAUACUCCAAAGCAACCUGAUGCUCAGUAUUCAGCUGAUGGUAGAUGCAAUGAGAUACAUUAUUACAGGAUUUCAUCAA
Molecule: messenger RNA, 521 nt
Organism: Amphimedon queenslandica
Lineage: Eukaryota; Metazoa; Porifera; Demospongiae; Haplosclerida; Niphatidae
Product: rab9 effector protein with kelch motifs-like
Exons: 2
Molecular function (GO): protein binding
Source: RefSeq, a predicted model, not a curated record